UUUCUAUUCUCACUUAUGUUAAGAACCUCCACCUCGCUGAACAAUAUAACCUCUAUUCAAUCCCUCAGCGAUGGAGAGACAUUGAUUUCACAUGAAGGAAUCUUUGAACUAGGUUUCUUCAGUCCUGGAAACUCAAAGGGCCGAUAUGUUGGUAUCUGGUACCACAAUAUGUCCCCUUUAACAGUUGUGUGGGUUGCCAACAGAGAAACUGCACUCAAUGAUACCUCUGGAGUUUUAAAAGUAACCCAUCAAGGACUUGUUCUCCUUGUUAAUGGCACCAGCAACAGCACUGUGUGGUCUUCCACCAUGUCAGGGAAAGCGGAGAAUCCGGUUGCACAGCUCCUGGUCUCAGGAAAUCUUGUUGUCAAAGAUGGCCAUAAUGGGGAGCACUUCUUGUGGCAGAGUUUUGAUUUUCUUGGUGAUACACUCUUGCCAGGAUCAAAGAUAGGUUGGGAUCCAGUGACGGGGCUAGAGAGAACUUUAACAUCUUCGAGAAGUGCUGAUGAUCCUGGCCAUGGAGACUUCAAAUUUAGAAUAGACCCCAGAGGCAUUCCACAAGCUGUUCUAACAAAUGGAACUGUCAUAAUGGUCAGAGUGGGACCCUGGAAUGGACUUGUGUUUUCAGGAGCUACAAUUUAUUUGCGCUAUACUAAAAUACUGCCAACUGAUCAUGAUUUCCGUGAAAAGGAGCUAAUUUGUAAGCUCCAACCUUUAGAUACCUAUAGUGUUAUUAGAAGUGUGGUGACCCCUUGGGGCGGUGUACAGCUUCUACAUUGGUCAAGAUUAACCGACAAGAAAAAGAAGGAAGAUUUAUCAUUUGAAGAGGAACCGGUGGCUAUAGUUGAUCGCCAAGUAAAGAAACUACGUUCUAAAGAGAUAGCGUCUGUGAAGGUUGUUUGGAAGAAUCAUUCGGUAGAAGAAGCAACUUGGGAAGUAGAGGACGCUAUGCGCGACAAAUAUCCGUAUUUGUUUGAGUCCGAAGAUACGGGAGUCAUUCCAGGUUCCAUUCCACCUGCUCCUCAGCAGGAUCCUCGUUGUGGGAGUUACCAUUCCGGUAUAUGUUUCAAGGCUACUGGUGCAUGUUUUGGUUGUGGUCAAUCUGGUCAUCUUAGGAGGGAUUGUCCAAAUCCUAGAGGAGGCUUUGCUCCAAGUAUUGCACGUCCUACAACACCAAUGCCAUCAUCUUCAGCUAUGUCUAUUGAAAAUUCUUCUGGUCCUAGUGGCAGAGGAGCAGGUGGCAGGGGUCAGACUUAUAACAGAGGAGGGAGCCAAAGAGGAAGAGGUCAGGCACGUGUGUAUGCUUUAACACGUCAAGAUGCUCAAGCUUCUAUUGCUGUGGUGGCAGAACCAAUGGAAGAUAUUGAUGUCAUCUUAGGCAUGGAUUGGUUAGCAGCUUGUCAUACUGAUGUGGGCUGUUACUCCAAAACUGUGAAGUUUGACAUACCGGCUAGCAUCAUCUCAUCUAUGAGUGCUAUGCAAUUGAUGGAUAAGGGGAACCAAGGAUUUCUGGCAGUUGUUAGAGAUGUUGAUGCCGAAGUGCCUAGUCUUGAUCAGGUUCCUAUAGUUAGAGAAUUUCCUGACGUGUUCCCUAAUGAGCUACCAAGGAUGCCACCUGACCGCGAAGUUGAGUUUUCCAUAGAAUUAGCUCCGGGAGUCCAACUUGUGUCCAUUCCUCCCUAUCGUAUUCUGACGAAUGCGCCUGCAGCUUUCAUGGACUUAAUGAAUCGAGUCUUCAAACCUUUCUUAGAUCACUUUGUUAUCGUCUUCAUCGAUGAUAUCUUGGUGUAUUCGAAAAAUGAUACGGAGCAUGAGUAUCAUUUGAGGAUUGUGUUACAAACCUUAAGGGAUCACAAGCUUUAUGCUAAGUUUUCUAAAUGUGAGUUUUGGCUUGAUCAAGUGACAUUUUUGGGGCAUGUGGUAUCAAAAGAUGGAAUCAUGGUGGAUCCAAAGAAAGUAGAAGCCGUUCAGAAGUGGCCAAGGCCUACUACAGUGACGGAAAUUCGUAGCUUUCUAGGAUUGGUCGGUUACUAUCGGCGAUUCAUCAAGAACUUCUCCAGAAUUUCGGCACCAUUAACCAAGUUAACUCAGAAAAAUGUGAAGUUUCAAUGGUCAGAAGCUUGUGAGGAAAGUUUCCAGACACUUAAGACUUGUCUAACCUCAGCACCAGUUCUUGUUUUACCUUCUGGGUCUGGGAGAUUCUCAGUCUUUUGUGACGCAUCUCGGAUAGGACUGGGUUGUGUAUUGAUGCAGCAUGGCCGCGUUAUUGCUUAUGCCUCGCGACAACUCAAGAAGCAUGAGCAGAAUUAUCCAACUCAUGACCUGGAAAUGGCAGCAGUCAUUUUUGCUUUGAAGAUUUGGAGACACUACCUUUAUGGUGAGACCUGUGAGAUCUAUACGGAUCACAAGAGUUUGAAGUAUAUAUUUCAACAGAAGGAUUUAAAUUUGAGACAACGGAGGUGGAUGGAGUUGCUAAAAGAUUACGAUUGUACUAUUUUGUAUCAUCCUGGAAAGGCAAAUGUUGUAGCAGAUGCCCUCAGUAGAAAAUCUAUGGGUAGCUUGGCCCAUAUCACUCUUGCAAGGAGACCAAUUGUUGAAGAAGUCCAUCAAUUGGAGGCCGGUGGAAUUCAAUUUGACAUUGGAGAAUCAGGAGUUUUCUUAGCACAUGUUCGAGCCCAAUCUUCCCUAAUAGAACAGAUCAAGGCUGCACAACGUGAUGACCCGAAACUAAGAAAGCUUAUAGAAGAUGUUCGCAAUGGGAGAAACUCAAAAUUUUCUCUUGAUCAAGAUGUCUUGCGUUGUGGUCAACGCUUAUGUGUGCCAGAUAACCACGACUUGAAGAAAGCUAUUUUGGAGGAGGCUCACAAUUCUAAGUAUACCGUUCAUCCGGGCUCCAAUAAGAUGUAUCAAGAUUUGAAACAAUUGUUUUGGUGGGAAGGCAUGAAAAAAGACAUAGGGAUUUUUGUUUCUCAUUGCUUAACUUGCCAACAGGUUAAAGCUGAACAUCAAAGACCUGCUGGGUUAUUGCAACAAAUUGAGAUACCUGAAUGGAAGUGGGAAAGGAUUACGAUGGAUUUUGUAACAGGUUUACCUCGUAGCUUUAAAGGUUUUGAUUCAAUUUGGGUAAUUGUGGAUAGAAUGACAAAGUCAGCUCACUUUCUUCCGGGAAUUAAUAUUCAUGUUGGUAAGGUCCUAGAAACAGAGGAGAUUCUGUCCGUUUUUCUGAAAUUUUGGUCGUUUGACUUGCUGAGGGACUUGUCCCUUGAGCGCCAGUCAUGGCCAGAAAUAUUUUGGUGGAAGCAAUGGGCUCACAAAAGGGAAAAAGAUGACAUGGAUCUGCCAAUAUUUGAUUUAUCAACCGUAGUUUAUGCCACUAAUUACUUCUCUAGUGACAACAAAUUGGGAGAAGGUGGAUUUGGAUCGGUAUACAAGGGUGCACUUGAAAAUGGGACAGAGAUUGCAGUCAAGAGGCUUUCCAUUGACUCUGAACAAGGACUGGAUGAACUUAAAAAUGAAGUUCAGUUAAUUGCAAAACUUCAGCAUCGCAAUCUUGUAAAGCUUCUUGGUUGCUGCAUUCAGCCAAACGAAAAACUCUUGAUUUAUGAGCUCGUGCCCAAUAGGAGUUUGGACACUUUUAUUUUUGAUGAUUCUAGAAGAAAAUUAUUAGAUUGGGCGAAGCGCUUUCAAAUUAUAGGCGGGACAGCUCGAGGACUAGUUUAUUUACAUCAGGAUUCUAGGCUAAGAGUUAUUCACAGAGAUCUAAAAGCUAGCAAUAUCCUUCUUGAUAAAGACAUGAACGCGAAAAUAUCAGACUUUGGUCUUGCUAGGACAUUUGCCGGAGAUCAAUCUGAGGCCACAACAAAAAGAGUGAUGGGAACUUAUGGCUAUAUUUCUCCUGAGUAUGCAGUGCACGGAUCCUUCUCAACGAAAUCUGAUGUGUUCGCCUUUGGCGUAAUUGUGCUUGAGAUAGUCAGUGGGAAGAAGAACAGAGAGUUUUGCGUCCCUCACCAACGUCUCUACCUUCUUGGACAUGCAUGGGAGCUCUGGAAUGAGGAGAGGCCUUUGGAGCUAGUGGAUGAAUCAGUGCGCGAUUCGGUCAUUGAAGUUGAAGCAUUGAGAUGCAUACAGAUAGGGCUUUUAUGUGUUCAAGGGAGACCAGAAGAUAGGCCUAACAUGUCAUCUGUAGUUCGUAUGCUGGAAGAUGAUAAACCGUUGCCUGAGCCGAGGCUGCCGGCGUUUUACUCGCACCAUGAAGAAUCUCUGGGAAGAGAUGAUGAAGUUUCAGCAAAUGAGGUUACCGUUUCAUCGUUAGGGGCAAGAUACGUAGUCUUUGGUGCUUUGUAUAUAAAUUUCUCUACAAGAGAGGAAGCAGUUAGAGCUUUGUCACUUGUUCCACGCAGAGAAAAGGCCUUGGAAGACCAAAUAAUGGCUGACAUCAUUCGCCUCAACGGCUCUGCUUCCACGGUCAAGAUCAACGGCGACAACUGGAACAAGUUGUACAUCACAAAAAUAAUGCAAAACAAGAAAAAUCUAUGGUUUUGGUCCAUUCUAUUGUCAUUUAUAUUAAGAAACUCUACCUCGCUGGACAAUAUAACUCCUUUUCAAUCCAUCACUGAUGGAGAGACAUUAAUUUCGAGUGGAGGAACCUUUGAACUUGGCUUCUACAGCCCCGGAAAUUCAAAGGGCCGAUACUUAGGAAUCUGGUACCAUAACAUAUCCCCUCAGGUAGUGGUCUGGGUGGCUAAUAGAGAAAAACCGCUCAACAACACCUCCGGAAUUCUAAAAGUCACCGGUGAAGGACUUGUUGUCCUUAUUAAUGGCAGCACCAACAGCAGCGUUGUAUGGUCCUCCAACAUGUCAAGCAAAGCAGGAGACAAACGGAAUCCAAUUGCACAGCUCUUGGAAUCAGGAAAUCUUGUUGUCAAAGAUGGUCAUAAUAGUGACCACUUUCUGUGGCAGAGCUUUGAUUAUCCUUGUGAUACAUUCGUGCCCGGAAUGAAGCUGGGAUGGGAUCUUGGGACAAGUCUAGAGAGGACUCUAUCAUCUUCAAAAAGUACUGAUGAUCCCGGCCGCGGACACUACACAUUUAGAAUAGACCUUCGAGGCGAUCCGCAAAUAGUUCUAAUGAAUGGAAAUGCCACAACAAUUAGAGUAGGGCCAUGGAAUGGGCUAAUGUUUUCAGGAGCUACACUUUAUUUGCGCUAUAGCCAAUUCUCAUCUCAAUUUGUUUUCAAUGAAAAAGAGGUGUUUGUUAGGUUCAGACCAGAAAAUACAUCCAAAUAUAUUAGAGGUGUAGUGUACCCUUGGGGAGGUAUUCAGGUUUUGCAUUGGUCAAUACAAACCAGAGGCUGGGAGACCCUUAUUUCUAUACCGGAGGCUGAAUGUGACAAGUAUGCUCUGUGUGGUGCAAAUUCUAUUUGCAGUACUACCCCUACUCCUGUCUGUUCAUGCCUUGAAGGAUUCGCACCAAAAUAUCCUGGAAAAUGGAAGGAAUCUGAUUGGUCUGAUGGUUGUGUUAGGAUCACUCCUUUAAGUUGCAGCAGAGAUGGAUUCAAGAAGGUCACCAGCAUAGUAUUGCCGGACACGUCUGCUUCUUGGUAUAACAGGACCAUGAACCUGCUGGAAUGCAAGGAAUUCUGUCUGAAAAAUUGUUCUUGUACGGCAUAUUCCAAUUUGGAUAUCCGUGAUGGAGGAAGCGGUUGCUUGAUCUGGUUUCAUGAUCUUAUUGACAUUAGACAAGGGACACAAGACUUCUAUAUUCGAAUAGAUGAUAAGAAGAAAAAUUAUUCCAGCAAGAGUAAGCUAGAAGGCAUCAUUGUUGGCUCUAUAUUGUUCAUCACGAUCAUAAUACUUGGACUGAAAUUAUUUCUAUGGAGAAAAAAACUUGAGGAUCCAGAUAUAUUUUGGUUGAAACAUGUUCGCAAAAUGGAAAAGGAAGACGCGGACUUUCCAACAUUUGAUUUAUCAACUAUAAUUUAUGCUACUGAUCAAUUUUCUAGCAGUAAUGAAAUGGGAAGAGGAGGAUAUGGACCAGUUUAUAAGGGUGUACUUGCAAACGGGACAGAGAUUGCAGUCAAGAGACUUUGCAAGAACUCCGACCAAGGACUGCAAGAGUUCAAAACGGAAGUUCAGCUAAUUGCAAAACUUCAGCAUCGCAACCUCGUAAAGCUUCUUGGUUGUUGCAUUCAGCAAGAAGAGAAACUUUUGAUUUAUGAGCUCAUGCCCAACAGGAGUUUGGACUACUUUAUUUUUGAUGAUGCUAGAAGAAAAUUAUUGGAUUGGACUAAGCGCUUUCACAUUAUUAGUGGUACAGCUAGAGGCCUAGUCUAUCUGCAUCAGGACUCUAGGCUAAGAGUCAUUCAUAGAGAUCUAAAAACUAGUAAUAUUCUUCUUGACGAAGAAAUGAAUGCAAAAAUAUCAGACUUCGGUCUUGCUAGGACAUUUGCAAGUGAUCAGACUGAAGACAAGACUGGAAGAGUGGUGGGAACUCAUGGUUAUAUUUCGCCCGAGUAUGCAGUGCGUGGAUCUUUCUCAAUGAAAUCUGAUGUGUUCGCCUUUGGUGUAAUCGUGCUUGAGGUAGUCAGUGGGAGGAAGACAAGAGAGUUUUGUGUCCCAGACCAAAGUCUUAACCUUCUGGGAUUUGCAUGGAAGCUAUGGAAUGAGGAGAGGACUUUGGAGCUGGUAGAUGAAUCACUGCGUGAUUCGGUGAAUGAAGAUGAAGCAUUGAGAUGUAUUCAGACAGGGCUGUUGUGUGUGCAAGAGAGACCAGAACAUAGGCCUAACAUGUCAUCUGUAGUUCGUAUGUUGGAUGAUGAUAAACCAUUGCCUCGGCCAAGGUUGCCGGCAUUUUAUUCACACCAACAAGAUUCUACACUGAUUGAAGGUGAAGAUGGUGAAGAAGUUCAUUCAGCAAAUGAGGUUACCAUAUCAUUGUUAGGGGCAAGGUAG
Molecule: messenger RNA, 6945 nt
Organism: Arachis ipaensis
Lineage: Eukaryota; Viridiplantae; Streptophyta; Magnoliopsida; Fabales; Fabaceae
Source: RefSeq, a predicted model, not a curated record